AUGUCUGCCAGUCAACUACCGCUCUCACAAGGCACGCUCGGCCACCUGCUGCCUCCAAGCUGGACGACGCAGGUGACGGCGUGGCUCGCCGAAGACACGCCCUCGUGCGACUAUGGCGGCUUCGUCGUCGGCGAAAGCCCGCGCACCGCCACGCUCUGGGGCAAGUCCGAGGGCGUCAUUGCCGGGCGCCCCUUCUUUGACGAAGUCUUUGCGCAGUGCGGCUGCACGGUGGAGUGGCACGCCGCCGAGGGCGACCGCGUCCAGCUGAACGGCGCCGGCGCCGGCGGCAAGCACAAGGUGGCGACGGUGCGGGGCCCGGUACGGGGCAUCUUGCUCGGGGAGCGCGUCGCACUCAACAUGCUGUCGCGGUGCUCGGGCAUCGCGACGCGCAGCCAGGAGCUCGUGGCGCUGGUGCGCGCCGCGGGCUACACCGGCAUCCUGGCGGGCACGCGCAAGACGACGCCCGGGUUUCGGCUCGUGGAAAAGUACGGCAUGCUCGCCGGCGGCGCCGACGCGCACCGCAUGGACCUCUCGUCCAUGGUGAUGCUCAAGGACAACCACGUCUGGAGCCGCGGCAGCAUCACCGAGGCCGUCGUCGCGGCGCGGUCCGUCGCCGGCUUCGCCGUCAAGAUUGAGGUCGAGGUGCAGACCGAGGCCGAGGCCGACGAGGCCAUUGAGGCUGGAGCCGACAUCGUCAUGCUGGACAACUUUUCCGGCGACGGCGUGCGAGCGGCCGCGCGCAGCCUCAAGGAGCGCUGGGCGGGCAAGAAGCAUUUUAUGCUCGAGGUGUCCGGCGGUCUGACGAGGGACAAUGUUGGCCCAUAUGUGUGUAAUGAUGUCGACAUUAUUUCCACAAGCUCUAUUCACCAGGGUGUUCCGCAUAUUGACUUUUCGCUCAAGAUUGAGCACUAG
This is a messenger RNA of Beauveria bassiana ARSEF 2860, 912 nucleotides long. Its product is annotated as nicotinate-nucleotide diphosphorylase. Lineage: Eukaryota; Fungi; Ascomycota; Sordariomycetes; Hypocreales; Cordycipitaceae. Gene Ontology annotation, biological process: NAD+ biosynthetic process; quinolinate catabolic process. The record is from RefSeq and is a predicted model, not a curated record. The transcript is spliced from 2 exons. Gene Ontology annotation, molecular function: nicotinate-nucleotide diphosphorylase (carboxylating) activity. Gene Ontology annotation, cellular component: cytoplasm. Bases 1 to 912 code for a protein of 303 amino acids.